Messenger RNA from Psammomys obesus (fat sand rat), 6682 nucleotides. RefSeq names its product double zinc ribbon and ankyrin repeat domains 1 (gene Dzank1). The record is from RefSeq and is a predicted model, not a curated record. Lineage: Eukaryota; Metazoa; Chordata; Mammalia; Rodentia; Muridae. Bases 132 to 2468 code for a protein of 778 amino acids. The transcript is spliced from 21 exons. Gene Ontology annotation, molecular function: protein binding. Gene Ontology annotation, biological process: eye photoreceptor cell development.
CCAAUCAUCUGCUCGGCUCCCGGUGGGCGGGGCGCGGGCUGCAGCGUCUGUGGUAACGCAAGCUGCAGCCGCAGCCAUCGUGAGACGGUGAAGAGAGCAGACACCCGCUUGGCGGCGGCGAAGGAGAAAACAUGACUGCUGGUUCAGUGUGUGCCCCUCAGAUCAUACCGCUGCGCGUGCCUCAGCCCGGAAAAGCUAACCAUGAAAUCGAUACCAAUACUCUUUUGGAAAUGAAAUCUGAUACCCCAGAUGUCAACAUAUAUUACACCCUGGAUGGCAGCAAACCUGAUUUCCUAAAGAAAAUUGGUUCUGGUGAAAAUAAUACAUUUAAGUACAUAAAACCAAUUACUCUGCCUGAUGGAAAAAUACAAGUUAAAGCUGUUGCUGUCUCUAAAGACUCCAGACAGAGUGGGAUUGUAACAAAGGUGUUUCAGGUGGACUAUGAACCACCGAAGAUGGAGUCUUCUGAAGACAGUGUUGAAGAUUCUCUCAAGGGGUUUUCAAAGCAGGAAUUAAAGAAUGGGUUUGUUGGACCCAAAUUAAGGAAGAAGUAUAAGAAUGCCGAAAAUAAAUCAACUUGGAACGUUAACCUUAGACGGCUUGCAGACCUCAAGGUAGGCGAAAGAGCAGACGCUAAAACUCUGAAAGAUCUUCGCUUCUCAGAGAGGCCACUGGAAGUCCCAGCCUACCACGAGGGAGCCGCUUCUAGACUGCCUACUCACCAGUCCCAGUCCCCUGGCUUUGCACACAUAACGGGCCGGAAGAGUCUGACAAGCACGGAGAUCAUGAGGAUCCAGAGGGAGACAGACUUCCUCAAGUGUGCCCACUGUCUGGCUUCCCGUCCAUCUGAUCCUUUUGCUCGCUUCUGUCAAGAAUGUGGCGCUCCUGUCCCACCCAUAUUUGGCUAUCGUCUUCCACCUCCAGAAGGAGCUCAGAUGGGCCUGUGCACAGAAUGUGGAAGUAUGGUUCCCAUGAACACUCCCAUCUGUGUGGUGUGUGAGGCUCCUCUUGCUCCACAGCUUCGGCCACAGGCCAGCCUCCACCUGAAGGAGAAGGUGAUCUGCCGCACCUGUGGCACUGGGAACCCUGCUCAUCUGAGAUACUGUGUCACCUGCGAGGGGCCUCUGCCUGCAACACACGAGCAGUGGCUGUGCAAUGGAGAUCAAGUCCCUCAUCCGCCCACUAGGAAUGGGGAGACCAUCUCCUGCUCCAGAUGUGGCUGCCAGAACCUCUGGGAGGCAUCCUUCUGCGACUGGUGUGGAGCCACGCUUGGCAUUUCUGCUAGGCAUUCUGUGUGCCCAAAGUGUGGGGCCAGCAAUCAUCUCUCUGCUCGAUUCUGUGGCUCCUGUGGCAUUUAUGUGAAGUCCAUUACAAGACUUAGGAUGAACAGCAGCUUGGCCCUAGUUGCUGGGGUCCCUCAUCCGUUUCCUGAGCCCCGACCUGCCUGGCAGGCCCUAAAUGUCUCUUUGCCAACAUCUGCUCUUGGGUCUAAAAAGGAAAUGGGCACACAGACCUCUGGCCUGUUCUACCCAUCUGGCAAGCUCCUGGCCAAGAAGGAGCUGGAGGCGGCUUCUCACAGGCAGAGACAGGAGAAGAUGAGCGAGCACCGGCCGGUCCUCACGGCUGUCAGCCCUGGAAGAGGCUACUGGAGAAAGCAGUUGGACCACAUCUCUGCUCACCUCAGGUCCUAUGCUCAGAACAACCCUGACUUCCGGGCAUUGAUUGCAGAACCCAGGAUGGGAAAGCUUAUCUCUGCUACUGUCCAUGAAGAUGGCUAUGAAGUUAGCAUCCGGCUGAACUACAUUCAAGUCUCCAACAAGAACCUGUACCUCAACAAGUCGGUGAAUCUUAGUGACCACUUUCUGAGCAGUGUCAUGGAAGGUGGGAAUGGGCUGUAUUGCAGCAGGUCCAGCUUGGUGAGUGCCUAUAGCCAGAGCGCCUCAGACACCCCUGAAAGUGUCAAGAAGGUGAAGACUCUCAAGACCAAAAACUUCCCCAGAAACCCAGAUCCACUCACACCUGAAAACAGACUCCUGCUGGAGGAACUUGGCGCCGCAGGGAAAGGAAGACUGUCUGUGCUGGAACAGCUGCUGGACGAAGGAGCAGACCCUAACUGCUGUGAUGGUCAAGGUCGACCUGCUGUUAUUGUGGCUGUUGUGAAUAAACACCAUGAAGCCAUUGCAGUUCUCGCUCAGAGAGGAGCAGACGUCGACCAGCAGUGGGGACCGUUCAGAAACACAGCUCUUCAUGAAGCAGCUCUACUUGGCCUGGAAGGAAGGGAGAGCAUCGCCACGCUACUGGGGUGCAACGCAGACACCCAGAAGAAGAACUCAAGAGGCCAAACAGCAUAUGACACCGCUCUGGAGGUUGGGGAUGACCUCGCCUCUUCGCUCCUUGCCACUAAGUUCAGCCAAGGUCUGGAGGACCGACUUUCCCCACCAGGGAACCACAUCCUAAGUGACAGUUAGAGAUGAGGUAUUCAGGAGGCAGCAAAGACUACCCAGCUACAGCUGUUCUUAUUUUUGGAAUGUGUAUUUAAGUGUUAAGAACUAGGGUUGAAAAGAAGUCAUAAUGUGAGUUCAAGGCCAGCCUGGUCUACAGAGAGUUCCAGGACAGCCAGGGCUAAAACAGAGAAACCCUAUCUUGAAAAACAAAAAAACCAAACCAAAACAAAUAACUUAUAAGACUUGAGUGUGUGUGCGUGUAUGUGCGUGUGGAUGCGUGUCACAAAAGACUUAAUCCAGGGCCUUGCAGACGCUAGGUAGGUGUUGUAUACCAUUGUGUUACACGCACACCCAGCUGUAUUUAUUUUGAAAUAGGGUCUUAUGAAGUUGCUCAGGCUGGCCUUGAACUCACCCUGUAGCAUAGACAGGCCUUGAACUACUCCAGAUCUACCUGUCUCAGCCUCCUAAGUAGCUGAGAUUAGAGGCUGUGACCAACAGACUCAGAUCUGUUUUCUAAAGCUGGCAUAACUACCCAGAACCACAUACAAGUUGGAGUAUGGUAAAAUUAACAUAUGCUUUUUAAUGUUUUAUAUUUUAUUUUCUGUUGUGUUUUUUGUUUUGUUGUUGGUCGGUUUGUGGAGACAGAGUCUCACUCUACAGCCAUGGCUGGCCUAGAAUUUGUUAUGUAGACCAGGCUCGAAUUGAAGUCACAGAGAUCUAGCUAUCUCUGCCUCCCAAAUGCUGGGAUUAAAGGUAUGUGCCACCAUGUCCAGAUAUUUUUUUAAUGUUUUUAUUGAUAAUUUUGAAAUUUUGUUUUUAAUUUUUGUUUUUCUUUAUUGUUGUUUUUGAAACAAGGUCUCGUGUGCCCUGUCCUCGAACUUGCUAUGUAGCUGAGGAUGGCCUUGAACUUCUGAUCCAGCUGCCUCCACCUUCUGAGUGCUGGGAUUACAGACUUGUACCACCACACUGGGUUUUAUGUGGUACAGGGGACUGAACCCAAGGAUUCAUGCAUGCUAACCAAAUACUCCACCAACUGAAGUAGAGUUAGAAAUUCCCAGCCUGGUUAUUUCUUUUUCAAUAGGUAAUAAUUACGUGUGGUUCCAAGCCAAAAAGUAUAAAGUUCCAUAUAAUAAAGCGCUUCCAUCCAGGCUCUUCAGCCGCUGCUUCAUCCUCAGCCAUGUCUCUGUAGUGUGGUGUAACAUGGUAUAAUCACAUAUGUGAGUGUACACAGGAGUAUAACAUAAAAUAUAUAGCAUGUGUAUAUCCUCCCCAGCUUUUAUUGGACAUAAAUAUACAGCUUAAUGAAGUAAUUUAUAAGAAUUCAGAGCAUAAGAUAGCUGUGUCCUUAUCUUAGCAGAAACUGUGUUUGAGAAGUCUCUCCCCACGAUUCAGAACUAGGUUAUCCUGUCUCAUGCUCCCUCAAGCUGGCCUCAGUCCAUCUCCAGGCUCUUCUCCCUCCUCCCAGAGUUUCUCCCUGUGCGGUGGUGAUCCGUCACCCACAGCAGACAGGUGGUUGAAAACAAUUCUAAUUUAAGGGUUGGCUCUCUCUUUCCUACAAAGGAUCACAGAAAUAUGUUCCUAGGAAUGGUCCCAUAUUGAGUAACUUCGAUUCUGCUAGGUCUGCUGAAAGCAAGACUACGCUUACUCAGUAUGACAUUGUUUUAAUGUCCUCACCCUUGAUGGGAUGUUCAGGACAUCCACCAGGGAAGGAGAACCAAUGUCUGUAAGAGACCCGGGAGGCAUUUCCUGUAGACACGUGGACAUCUGACACGUGGCAUCAGAUGCUUCUGCGACUGCAGUUUUACAGGUGUUUUACCUUCCCGGGCAAAAAGAGUCUAGCAUUCAGGUUCCUCCUUUGGAGGACACACCACACUGUAAUGGGACCUCAUCAUUCAUGGGCCUCUAGAAGCGAUAGCUGUCCCUUUUGUUUAUAGAAUAGUACACGUGAGUCCGUGUGGACAGAGGGGGUGGCUGACAUCUUGCUUUUCUCUGUGUAACAGGUCACACAGUUGGUCACAAUCAGUGACCCCAUAGUAAUUAUGAUCCAUUCCUUAGAGCUGCUUUUGCCAGAAAUCACUACAGAUACUGUUGACUGCUUUGAAACCAAAAUGUUCUACCUGGACAUCUGUUCUGUGUGUUUCCCUUGAAAACACAGUGGGGGGUGGGCCUAAAUCUUUUGCAGACACUCUAAAAGAAAGCAUGUGUGAAAACCAUGGAACUGUUCCCGCAGACACACAUGCUGGCACAUCAUGGAGUUGGCAUAAAACAGUCUUAGGUACAGUAUCAGGGGAGCACAGACAGAAAGUGGCAAGAGAAGACAGAGACAUUAGGCCAGCUAAAGAUGUUGGAAUGGCAUGGCAAUGGCAUGGAUGUGGUUCUUAUUACACGAGAAAGGGUACGUGGGUAGAGAAUGGUAAGUCAGUCAGGCAGAGAGACUCAAGAACCAUGUGUAAGAGGAAGGCCUGUUGAUGGGGCGGGUUCUCUUAUGGACUGGUCGUCUGAAAGAUGGACUUGCAUGGUUCAAGCUAGGAGCAUCUGUCUAGCAGGAUACUUCCCUAGACUGUUUUCUCUCUGGGGCUUUAGUGGACUCAGAGGACUCUGGAGUUAACUGAUUAGUGGAGACAGCUCCACUGGGACAGUCUACACAGCCUGUGUUGUUUGAUGUUAGGUCAAUUCACUGUGCAGUGCCAUAGCAUAGUCCAGCUCCUGCUGGAAGGCAGUGUGUGGCAGGACAAACAGGCCCUGAAGGCCUCAGCAAGCUUUGCAGGCUGGUCCCCUUAGACGUCCCCGGACUCUCCAUCUUCAGCAAAGAUGGACUUAUAAGGUUGAGACAGAAACUGCCUCCUCCGACGGCAGGUGAACUGUCUCCCGUGACUACUAAAAUAAAGCUCUCCUUUGCUUUUAAUCUGCUACCUUUUGGGCCCAGUCUGGAUCUUUCCAUCACCAGGUCUCUAUCUAUUGUAGGAACCCAGAAGGAGCUAUAGGCUUUCUUGGUUGGUAUUUUUGGCAGUAUGCAGUCUGUAGGUUUGAAUUAGGUUCAGGUUACCCAAAGUGAUGGGCCAAGAUGAUCUCUCUAACAAUGGAUUAUCAAGUCUGAGAGUCUGAAAGCUGCCCAGACAAUGAGCUUUGAACACAGGCCUUCCACAUCUCUAGAUUCACUGAAUGCAUUUUUUUAAAGUGCAGGCAGCAUUUAGGCCAGCUCACCUACCAUGAACCAUUGGGACCCUUGGGGAUGAGGCUGCCCUUUCCUGCUUCCUGCAUGACAGACAGCAAAGCGCUGGUGACCCCUUAUAUUUCCUCGAGGCUAACAUGUUAAAACAGGAUUGUGCGUGUGUGUGUUUCUAACACUGUGACAUAUCUAUAUAAGUAGUCUGUUUCCCUUUAGUAAACUUCUUCAGUAACGUGACCCUGUGGGUUGUUUCUGUGUUAUGUUCCUGACAGCCAAAGUCCGGAAGGUGCCUUUUCAUUUCAAGGUGGUUUGAUAACUGAGUUGUACAAAUCUCGAAGUUCACAUAUUUGAAUGGGUGAGAAUGGAGGAGCCCCAAGAGUAAACCUUUAAGAAAUGUGGGCUACUGAGAUGUCUUUUAUGUUGAAGGCAUGUCGUUGAAGGGGCUUGUGGAAUCUCACUCUCUUCUGCUUCCUGGUGAUUAACUGAAUGAUUUUGUUUCUGGUAUGAUGUACCUUGAUACAGCCCCAAAGCCUUGGAGUCAAAUGAUCGUGGACUAGAAACUUCAGAACUGUGAGCCAACACAACCUUUUGUUUGUAAGUUGAUUAUCUUGGGUAUUGUGUGAUAAUGAUGAAAAGCUGACUAGCACAAUGUUGUACCUGCAUGCUUAUACACUCUAAGUGUUGUGUCUACUUCUUAGGAAAUAAUUGUGAAAAUUUACUUGAUUUUUUUUUGAAUGAUCAGUGAGCCUAAAGGACAGCUUUACGAACUAGGUAUCUCAGCUAUUAAGUCUGGAGAACAUUUAUUUUCUGAUAGAAGGUUGUGCUCACUUUGAGAACACAGAUUUUUAAAGUGAGUCAGUAUUUUGGUUGUGACGGCUUAUGCACUCUGAGAGGAAUAAUGCUGUGCAGAUUCUGUCUCCCAGACAUGUGCAGUCAUGAUGGAUGUUCAUAUCUCAGCAGAGUGGUCCACUGCUCAUCCUGUGCAGACAAGUGGCUUUCAUAAAACAUUCUCUGUGUUAUAAGAAUUAAAACAGCAUAAAAUUUAAAUAAAGGAAAAACUGCUAACCUA